UAGAUACUCAAAGAGUUGGUUUAGAUUUAGCUAAAAAUAUAGCUCAAUCUAAAAAUGGCAAAUGUUUAUCAGAUAAGUAUAUUAAUAUUCAUACUCCAUUGCAAUGGAGAUGCCGUCAAGGACAUAUUUGGCAUGCAGUAUUAAAUUCAAUAAAAAAUCAAAAUUCAUGGUGUCCUCAAUGUGCAGGACGUUCUAAACUUGAUAUUAAUAUUGCUAAAGAAAUUGCUCUUAAAAAAGAUGGAAAAUGUAAUACAAAACUCUCCAUUGAUGAAGCUAGAAAAAUUGCGACUAAAAAUAAAGGAUUAUGUCUUUCUGAAAUAUAUAAUGGUGCACAUACAAAAUUAAAAUGGCAGUGUGAAAAAAAGCAUGAAUGGUAUGCAACUUUAAAUAGCCCACCAUCUGAUAUUCGUAGACCAGAUUUCUUAAAAACACCUAAUCAUCCAUUAGGACUUGAGCUUGAUAUAUACUAUCCACAAUAUGGUUUUGCUAUUGAAGUUCAAGGUAUACAACAUGAAUGUUUUCAUACUUUCUUUCAUAAAAACCAAGAAGAUUUUGAAAAGCAGUUUGCACGAGAUCAGCUAAAAAAAGAACUUUGCAAUAAAAAUCAAAUAGUACUUAUUGAAAUAUGGUAUUAUGAAGACCCGUAUAUAGUAAUUUCUCAACAACUUCAAAAAUUAG
Messenger RNA from Racocetra fulgida, 678 nucleotides. Lineage: Eukaryota; Fungi; Glomeromycota; Glomeromycetes; Diversisporales; Gigasporaceae. The record is from the annotation of a GenBank genome assembly.